AUGGUGAUUUAUGUUUGGUUCGAGGCGUUACUUAACUAUCUUAAUUCAGAACUAGGAGAAAAAUUUUUCACUUCUGAUUCUCCUAAUGAGCAAAGAAAUGAGAAGGUUAGGGAAUUUUCUUGUGUGGCUAUUCAAAAUAAAAAUGGCGAGUACCUUUUAGUUUACAAUAAAAAAUAUGAUAGAUGGCAAAUACCGGGUGGCAAAUUAGAGCCAAACGAGAACCCCCUACAAGCUGCUAAGAGAGAAAUUUUUGAGGAAACUAAUUUAAUAGUUGAGGACUUAGAAAAAUUUGGAGAAAAAGUUUUUUACGUUGCUAAGGAGCCCCAAACCAUUAGUGAAAUUAAGUUUUUUGAGGUAAGCGAAAUAGAAAAAUUAAAUUCCCAAGUCCCAGACAAAGUAACCGAAUAUCUACUCAAAAAAUUAACUGCUGGUGAAAUUAUUCAUUUACGAUUACCAGAUAAAAUUUUAGCUCAUGGUUGGUUAACUACCCCCCAAGGAAAAAUGAGCAAAAGUAAAGGUAACGUUAUUGAUCCACUGGAAUUGCUAAAAAAAUAUCCUCUUGAUUUAUUGCGAAUCUAUUUGAUAGCUAAAAUUAAUUUUUUACAGGAUGGGGUCUGUGAUGAGAAUUUAUUAAGAGAAUUCUACCACGAUUUUUUAGUUAAUAAUUUGAGUAAUUUAGUUUCUCGGGUCAACAAAAUGCUGCAACUUUAUCGAAAAGGAGUGGUGCCUUCACUAGAAAAUGAAGUAAAAAACGAAAAAUUAGAGGAAUACAAAAAAAAAUGUAAUUCAGUAGUUCAAAGGUUUCAAAAAAAAAUGGAUAAUUAUGAACUCACCAAGGCUUUUUCCCAAAUUCAAAUUCUGCUUGACGAAAGCAACAAAUUAAUUGCUGAUUUAACACCUUGA
Messenger RNA from Funneliformis geosporum, 903 nucleotides. The record is from the annotation of a GenBank genome assembly. Lineage: Eukaryota; Fungi; Glomeromycota; Glomeromycetes; Glomerales; Glomeraceae.